CAAUCAGGAACUCAUUCCUCUGGUUUCUCACCAUUCUCAUUUCAUCCGCUUCUUUACUCUGGUUUUGGUUGGUGAAUCUCUCUCUCUCUCUCACGCUCUUGGCACUGUGCCACCUUCGUUGUUGGAUGAAGAAGAGAGAGAACGAGCGAGCAUUUACGUUCAAAGACCCAGAGUAUUCGACUAGAAAGAUAAGAUAAAGAUACCGGAUUUCCUUUCCUUUUGAUCCUCAACCCAUUUCAUUGACGUGGUUUUUUUUUUAGUACCACAGCAUAACAAAGAUAUAGGUGUAGACUAAAACAAGGUAAGAAAACGGAAAAUGAAGUACGUGUUGGUGACGGGUGGAGUAGUUAGCGGUCUCGGGAAGGGGGUCACCGCCAGUAGCAUUGGUCUGCUUCUCAAGGCCUGUGGACUGCGCGUUACUUCCAUCAAAAUUGAUCCUUACUUGAACACCGAUGCCGGAACAAUGUCCCCUUUUGAGCACGGGGAAGUUUUCGUGUUAGACGAUGGCGGUGAGGUGGACCUGGACCUUGGAAAUUAUGAGCGGUUCCUCGAUAUCAAGCUGACUCGUGAUAAUAAUAUCACUACUGGAAAGAUUUACCAGUCCGUUAUUGAUAAGGAGAGAAGGGGAGAUUAUCUGGGGAAAACUGUGCAGGUUGUCCCUCACAUCACAGAUGCCAUUCAAGAGUGGAUAGAGCGUGUGUCAAUGAUACCAGUCGAUGGGAAGGCAGGUCCAGCUGAUGUUUGUGUCAUAGAAUUGGGUGGAACUAUAGGAGAUAUUGAAUCCAUGCCAUUUAUCGAGGCUUUGGGGCAAUUCUCUUACCAUGUAGGGACUGGAAACUUUUGUUUGAUUCACGUCAGCCUUGUGCCCAUUUUAAAUGUUGUCGGUGAACAGAAAACAAAACCAACCCAGCACAGUGUUCGGGGACUAAGAGGCCUGGGUUUGACGCCACAUAUCUUAGCUUGCCGCAGUACAACGGCACUUGACCAGCAUGUAAAAGUGAAACUCUCUCAGUUUUGCCAUGUUGCGGAAGAAAACAUCAUCACUCUCUAUGAUGUAACAAACAUCUGGCACAUUCCUUUGCUUUUAAGAGAUCAGAAGGCCCAUGAAGCAAUCUUGAAAGUGCUGAACCUGCUGGGUGAAGCAAAAGAGCCUGCACUCGAGGAAUGGACUUCUAGGGCUGAAAUCUGUGACAAGUUGCAUGAGCCGGUCCAUAUUGCCAUGGUUGGAAAGUAUACAGGCCUUUCCGAUUCCUACCUCUCUGUACUGAAGGCUCUUGUGCAUGCUUCUGUUUUCCAUCGAAAGAAACUCGUUGUAGAUUGGGUUCCUGCUUCCCACCUUGAAGAAGCAACAGAAAAAGAGAAUCCAGAUGCUUAUAAAGCUGCUUGGAAGUUGUUGAAGGGUGCAGAUGGUGUUCUUGUCCCUGGAGGUUUUGGUGACAGGGGGGUGCAAGGGAAAAUUCUUGCAGCAAAAUAUGCUCGAGAAAAAAGAGUUCCGUUUCUUGGCAUUUGUCUAGGAAUGCAAAUUGCUGUCAUUGAGUUUGCACGAUCUGUUCUUGGUCUGAAGGAUGCUAACAGCACUGAAUUUGAUCCCGAUACCAGGAAUCCCUGCGUUAUAUUUAUGCCUGAGGGCUCAAAAACACAUAUGGGGGCCACUAUGCGUCUUGGAUUAAGGAGGACAUAUUUCCAGGUUAUGGACUGCAAAUCUGCAAGACUGUAUGGAAGUAGAAGCUUCAUUGAUGAAAGACAUCGGCAUAGAUAUGAGGUCAAUCCUGAUAUGGUAGCUCGCCUUGAAAAAGCUGGCCUCUCUUUUGCCGGCAAAGAUGAAACUGGUCAACGCAUGGAGAUUAUCGAGCUACCUAGUCAUCCAUACUUCAUUGGGGUGCAAUUUCAUCCUGAAUUUAAAUCAAGACCUGGAAAUCCUUCUCCUUUAUUUUUAGGAGUUUAUUUGGUAUGUCUUGCCAAAAUGCGUCCAACAGAGUAGUACUGAUAUCAGCAAAUAUGGGUCAGCUUAUUAAUAAUGAGCAGAUUCUCAUCCCAGAGUACAAUUAAAUAAUAGAUUUAGAAUCUUCAUGUUGUCAGAACUUGACUACUUUUAGGCGUAUAUAUUUAUAUUGUUUUUUCUGUUUUUGGAUCUUACUUGUAUUUUCAUAUAUACACAAGUUAAAAUACUUAAAAUGCAUAUUUAUAUAAUACAAAUCUCAAAAAACAAGGAAACAAAACCAUGUUUACCAGCUGGUUUUGUGGAAUAUGCCAGGCAAUCGGACAAUUCUAUCUCUUGCACGUUAUUAAUUUAUUAGGUAUCUAUAUUGACACCUCAGUCUAUAUCGGGUGAACUACUCGAAAUAUCAAUUAGCCAAGAAAAAAAACAUAGACGAUCGUGAGUAUAGGAGAUGCAUUGUAAUUAUUAUGAGUAAGGAAGCACUCUAAUAUCAGCGCCCUAUAUAUGGGACCAGAUCGAAGAAGGAUUUGCUCCAUUCUAUACGGCUUUGUAUUGAAGGAUUGCAUUGUUAACAACCUUACUUUAGUAUUUUAUUGUGGGAGUUAGUCUACUUGAAGUAUAUACUGCUUGUUUUAACUUCUUCCCCAUAUACAAAUGAGAUCCUCAAUAAUGCUAUACAAAAUAAAUUAAUAUUUGGAACUGCAAUUUGUAAUAGGUAAUAUCACAUUAGCUUGAAUUUGAAACUACUUAUCAUUUCACUAUGGCCAAACUUAUGCCCAACCAGCCUGUUUUAAGGUAUUAUUGGAUGAACAUGUUUUGGAUCAACGGGUAUAGAAUUUGUGAGCAUGCCCGAUUUACAGCUAUUCUGACAAAUAGAACAUCCUCUUCAGUUGUGAAAGAUAUUUCUGUCAUUUUUGUGAAGUCUGACGAUACCUUGUGCCAUCUUUUAGGUUUGAUAUAGAUGUCAUAUAUGCUAGUGAGGAUAUUAAAAUUUAUAGAUAAAAAUAUGUUAAUUUAUGUAGUGACUGUUAAAAAGAAACU
This is a messenger RNA of Carya illinoinensis, 2980 nucleotides long. RefSeq names its product CTP synthase-like. The record is from RefSeq and is a predicted model, not a curated record. The coding region runs from base 317 to 1981 and encodes 554 amino acids. Lineage: Eukaryota; Viridiplantae; Streptophyta; Magnoliopsida; Fagales; Juglandaceae. The transcript has 22 exons. Gene Ontology annotation, molecular function: identical protein binding; CTP synthase activity. Gene Ontology annotation, biological process: CTP biosynthetic process; pyrimidine nucleobase biosynthetic process.